Messenger RNA from Abrus precatorius (Indian licorice), 426 nucleotides. Its product is annotated as REF/SRPP-like protein At3g05500. The coding region runs from base 1 to 426 and encodes 141 amino acids. NCBI's taxonomy places the organism in Eukaryota, Viridiplantae, Streptophyta, Magnoliopsida, Fabales, Fabaceae. The transcript has a single exon. The record is from RefSeq and is a predicted model, not a curated record.
AUGCGUGCCGCCGCCGUCUACGCUCGCGCUAAGGACCGCUCCGGUCCCGGCGUCCGUUCCGUCGAGGAGGCCGUCAAGAACGUCAUCAGUCCCGUCUACGACAAGUUCCACCUCGUUCCCGACGAGCUCCUCCGCCACGCAGUCCGCUAUCCCGACCGUUCAGUCGCCGCCGCGCACAGCCCUGCCGUCGCCGCUCGGCCCACCGCCUCCGACAUCCCCAGGACGGUUUACGCGAAGUGCGAGCCGUCGGCGAGGGUGCUCUACGAGAGGUACGAGGGCAAGACGGCGGUGGCAUGGCGGCGGUUGAAGCGGGUUUCGACGUUCCCUCGGGUGUCGGAGAAGUAUGAUGAGGCGUUUGUGGCGGCGGCGGAGAAGGGAUUUAGGGUUUGGGGUGUGGAGAGGAUAGCUAAGGUGUUUAGUGAAUGA